Molecule: messenger RNA, 1357 nt
Organism: Zalophus californianus (California sea lion)
Lineage: Eukaryota; Metazoa; Chordata; Mammalia; Carnivora; Otariidae
Gene: CLDN3
Product: claudin 3
Exons: 1
Coding region: 313-969 (218 amino acids)
Biological process (GO): cell adhesion; bicellular tight junction assembly
Cellular component (GO): bicellular tight junction; plasma membrane
Molecular function (GO): structural molecule activity
Source: RefSeq, a predicted model, not a curated record
GGAACCGCGACUCCGCCCCUCCCACCCCCGUCAGAGCGCUGGGCACGGAUCUAAGACUCACCGGCCCGGGUCCAGGGCCAGCCCAGUCGCCGCCGCCCGCGCACAAAGCCACAGGCAGGUGUAGGCGCUGCCGAGGCGCGAGCGGGCAGAGCCGAGCCGUUAGCGCGCGCCGUCCGUGCGUCCGUCAGUGCGUCCGUCCGCUGAGGCAUCCGUCCGUCGGCGCGCCCAGCUCCCGCCCAGGCCCAGCGGUCACGGCCCCUCGUCGUCCCGCACCCUGAGCCGCCCGGCGGAGCCGGCUUUGGCGCGGCAGCCAUGUCCAUGGGCCUGGAGAUCGCGGGCACCUCGCUGGCCGUGCUGGGCUGGCUGAGCACCAUCGUGUGCUGCGCGCUGCCCAUGUGGCGCGUGACGGCCUUCAUCGGCAGCAGCAUCAUCACGGCGCAGAUCACCUGGGAGGGCCUGUGGAUGAACUGCGUGGUGCAGAGCACCGGCCAGAUGCAGUGCAAGGUGUACGACUCGCUGCUGGCGCUGCCGCAGGACCUGCAGGCGGCCCGCGCCCUCAUCGUCGUGUCCAUCCUGCUGGCCGCCUUCGGGCUCCUCGUGGCGCUGGUGGGCGCCCAGUGCACCAACUGCGUGCAGGACGACACGGCCAAGGCCAAGAUCACCAUCGUGGCAGGAGUGCUCUUCCUGUUGGCCGCCGUGCUCACCCUGGUGCCGGUGUCCUGGUCGGCGAACACCAUCAUCCGGGACUUCUACAACCCGCUGGUGCCCGACGCGCAGAAGCGCGAGAUGGGCGCGGGCCUGUACGUGGGCUGGGCGGCGGCGGCGCUGCAGCUGCUGGGGGGCGCGCUGCUCUGUUGCUCCUGCCCGCCGCGCGAGAAGAAGUACGCGCCCGCCAAGAUCCUCUACUCGGCGCCGCGCUCCGCCGGCCCGGGCACCAGCACAGCCUAUGACCGCAGGGACUACGUCUGAGGGGCAGCCGCGGGGACAGCCCAGCACCCUUCGGGCUGGAGCGCCCACCAGUCCGGCGUGCGGCUUCUCAUCGGAGACCAGCCCGUCCCACACGCUGGGAGCUCUCUCACUGGACUGGGAGGGACCAACCCGGCGGCCCCUUCCCCAGUUGCACGCACCACCACCACCACCACCACCACCCCCCGGGCCGGCGAGCGGGAGCACUGCGCGGGGGACCAGCCCGCACGGACAGUGAAACCUUGCUCCUCCGGAGCGCGGGGCUGCAGUGGCCGCCGCUACUUGCCAGCCCCGUCGGGCUGCGGCCCCGAAGCCCGCGUUGGGCAGGGACCCGCAGUCUUGAAAAGGGCCAGUUGAUAUUUUUCAAUAAAAGCCUUUCGUUUUGCAUUUG